This is a messenger RNA of Rhagoletis zephyria (snowberry fruit fly), 2646 nucleotides long. The record is from RefSeq and is a predicted model, not a curated record. Lineage: Eukaryota; Metazoa; Arthropoda; Insecta; Diptera; Tephritidae.
AUGCCGAUGCCGCACCGCGUUCUCACCUGGACCUUCUGUGUGCUGUGCCGUGCCAAGUCUUCCAACGCUGAAAUGUCCGCCGAUGCGCUAGCCCUCUCCUUUGGCAAGUUCCUCGAGCUCAAGUUCUACGGCGACCGACACUACUACUACGGGCGCUACGACCUGCUGGUGGUCAGCUUCAAGUACGACCCGAUAGUCCUCUACGAGGUGGUGACGCCGGCUCCGAUCAUUGUGACGACGCGAAAUCAGUUUUCAAAACUCGAGCUCAUCAACUACCUGCAGGAUCUCACCAUUCGAGGACAUGAGGUCUUUGCCAAAGUGGGCGAGGAGAUUGAGCGCUUGCGAGAGGCCAUUACCGUGAAGGUGAAUGCUCAGGCAAAUGGUGGAGGUGGUGGUGGUGGUGGUGGUGGUGGUGGCAGUACUGUGGCCCUUCCCACCACUCUCUCCGGGCUCAACUUUGAGUCGACGGACCUGGCUCACGUGGAAGAGUGGACUGUUCGCCUGCGCACCGAGGAGGCUGAUUUUGUGGCGGCCAUCAAGGAGUCGCACAUUGCCAUCUCCAGCUCGGAAACGGUCAACAGUCUGCCCGUGUUGGAGCUCUUUCGCAUGCAGAACCGCGUCAUUCGCACGAAGAAGGCCGUGGUGGAGGUGGUGGCAGCCUGGAACGACCGACUCAACGACUUUAUUACCGCUCGGAAGCGCAAUCCUGACAAGCUGAUCACCUCGCUAAUGAAUCGCAUUCUUCCCUCUGAUAAGCAGCAGAAGGAGCAACCCGACACCAUGUCCAAUAAGAGCUUUGAUCUGGACAAGCCUGAUUCAGGCGAUCAGCAGACGGUGCAGACGGGCACAGUCAGCGGACUGUCGCCAUCAUCGCUGAGCAACAGUCAGGAGAACCUUCUCGAGGUGAGCCCGACGGCUUCCCGGCUGACUAGCCUCACUUCCAAGGUAAUCUCCAAGGUGUCCUCCAAGACCGCCAGUAAUGCUGGUGCGAGUGAGGGCGGUGGGGAGAAUGGGCCACCGGCCACAUCCUUUGCGGCUCGCUUCCUCAGCGGUCGUCUGGCAGUUGACGAAGCCUUCUUCUCCAUUGGCAAUCCAUUCGAGUCGACCUUUGCCCGAGAGUACGCCAUGUUUGAGCACUUUCAGCUGCCGACGUUCAAAGACAUAUCAAUCAUCGUUCGAGACAAGGACCUUGGCUCCAUCAUCGCCUACGCCAUGACCACGCCAGAGUACGAGCGAAAGUUGGCCGAUCUACGACCACCGGCGACCAGUCAGCAACACUUUAAGCGGUUGUCCAGUGUCGAUGGCAUACUUGAUAAGUCAACGGAAAACUAUGUCGACGGGUCGGCGAUGAGCGUUCCCUCAAAGACUGAACAAAGUGAAAUUGCCUCGAGUGUGAAGAGCGGCACCGUGAGCGGCGCUGAACUGUCGCAGCACAUUGACGUGCAGUACAAUGACGCCUUUGCCAAGUUUUACUGCUGCGUCUACUUUGCCGAGCACUUUCGCCGUCUUCGCUCGGCGGUGCUCACUGACGGGGACGCCUCCAAUCGGGAGACGGUCCGCCGGCUGCUGCCCAGUGGGGAGCAAGAGUCGUCCUUCGUCAGCUCUGCCGCCGAGGAGCUGUACAUUCACUCAAUUGCAAACUGCAUUCCCUGGAACGCCAUUGGCGGCAAGUCGGGCAGCACCUUCUCAAAGACGCAGAACCAACGGUUCAUCCUCAAAGAGGUCAGCAAAGGAGAGCUCAAUCACUUUAUCACCUUUGCCCGAGACUACGUAGCGUACGUCGAGCGGGCGUUGCUGGAGAAGCGUCCUUCGGCCUUUGUAAAGAUCAUCGGCGUCUACCAGAUCAGCUACAAGAACAGCUGCACGAACAAGGCCUCGGUGCACCACAUUCUGGUGAUGGAGAACCUCUUUUACGAGUGCAACAUUUCCUUCAUCUACGACCUGAAAGGGUCGAUGCGCAAUCGCAAGGUGGAGAUCAACGUGGCCGCCGCGGCAGACGCUGAGAUGUCCACCGGUGGAGAGGAGACCAGCGCCAACGGAAACUCUGCCUCUGUGGAUCAGGCAACCGGAUCAAGCAAUAGCCGAGGUAAUAAUGUCCACGACGAGGCGAAGCUGUACCAGAACAAUCACGCACAGACGAGCACUGUGCUGAUGGACGAAAAUCUGCGACUCAUCUCGACUGUGUAUCCACUGUACGUGCACCCCCACUCGAAGCGCCUCCUCAUGGAGGCCAUCUUUCGGGACUCAGAGUUUCUGCGCGCCCACGUCGUCAUGGACUACUCGCUGCUGGUGGGCUUCGACGACCAGUACUCGGAGUACGCCGUCGGCAUUAUCGACUACGUGCGACUCUUCAACUGGGAGAAGGAGAUUGAGUUUCGCGUAAAGAAGCUGGGCAAGACCAUUGACCCGACCAUUGUGCACCCGAGUCAGUACCAGCGUCGCUUUCUGGACGCCAUCAACGAGUACUUUGUCGACGUUCCCGACAAGUGGGCGCCCUAUAUGCCGCUAGUGCCCCUAGCCGGAAUGAGGAUCGGCGGCGGUGUCGGUGGACACGACGGUGAAACUGCCUCUGGAGGCGACCAUUUGAACGGUGCAAUUUCCGCUGACAACCAACAAGGAUCAUCUACUGAUGAUGUGAUCCUCUGA